UUCAAGUACCAGUUGCUUUGUGACCUGGUGAACCUUCUCCAGCCAGGCAACUUCCUGUUCACCAUCAACUUCAAGGAUGGCUUCCACCAUGGUGGAGAUCACCAACACCUCCUUGGCUUCUGCUGGUGGAAUUGCCAAUACAUCUUCUGUGCCUUCCCAUUUGGCCUGAAUGUGUUGCUGUGGCCUGGGUGUCUGGUGCAUGGCAUAUAUGGACAACCUGAUCAUCAUGGCGCCCAGCCAGACCAACACACUUCACCAACACACAACAGUGCUCAAGACCAUCUCCAGCCUUUCUUGGCACAUAAACUGGAACCAAGCCAGUCCAAGGAGUUCCUGGGUCUCACUGUCAACACCUUGGCCAAGCCUCACUUCCAGGUGGCAGGCCACUGCUGCUCCCUGACAUGCACAAUACUCCCAACCCAGCUCCUGCUACACAACCUGUACCAUAACAUCAAACACCAGCAGGACUGGAACAGCAUGAUUCAACUGUCACCAGCAGCCAUCAACAACCUGCACAAGUGGAGGACAGGUCUCUCAAAGUGGGACAUCCACAUGGCAACAACACAACCCUUCAACAUGGUGCUUGACACUGACACCUCCCUGACUAGGUGGGGCACAGCCCUGAAGGUCUCAAGCACUAUUUCCACAGGCUGGUGGUGA
Molecule: messenger RNA, 660 nt
Organism: Acanthamoeba castellanii str. Neff
Lineage: Eukaryota; Discosea; Longamoebia; Acanthamoebidae
Exons: 3
Source: RefSeq, a predicted model, not a curated record